UCACAGAGGAUCCUGGGUCCUGCUGUCCUUCGCGAAUAUGUGGCAAUAAUUCCGUUUUUGCUUUCCUUUUGAAAAUGUCGACGGGAGGGCUGGUGUCGGCAGUUUUCCUGCCCUUAUAGAGCACGGAUACUCUGGCUUCUUCAUCUGUGCCUUUAAAUUGUAGAAGUACCUGAUGAAGUUUAAGUGUAAACUGGCACAGGCUGACAUGGGGAGUUAUAUAAACAACUUAGCUGCCAAAAAAUCCAUGUGGACUGGCUCUCAAAUACUACUCAUGGUGUGUGCAUAUUACAGAUGCAGGAUGCGGUGGUGUUCCAGCUCUGUGCUCCACCUGCUGCGCUGUGUGCGGUCACGGUCAUGUACCAGGAGAGGAAGGAACAGGCUGCCUCUGUGGAUUAGGGAAAUAUGGGCUUACAUGAGGCUGUUGGUGCAGUCACUUUACUUUAACUCCCUCACUGACUCAGAUGUGGUUUUCGACUCAGUCUUUGAACCAGUGUUUUGGACUGUGGAUUAUGUCACCCGCUGGUUUGGCACGGUAUUUGUUUGUCUGGUGGUGAUACUGACCAGCUCCAUCGUGGUGAUAGCCUACGUGGUCCUACUGCCUCUGGUCCUCAAUACGUACUCCCCUGCAUGGAUUGCUUGGCAUGUGUGUUAUGGACAUUGGAACCUCAUUAUGAUUGCUUUCCAUUACUACAAAGCCACCAAGACCUCUCCUGGGUGUCCCCCAGCAGAAAAAAGUGACACACCAUUUGUAUCAGUCUGCAAAAAAUGCAUCAUACCCAAACCAGCAAGAACACACCACUGUGGUAUCUGUAACAGGUGCAUUCUGAAAAUGGACCAUCAUUGUCCCUGGUUGAAUAACUGCGUGGGCCAUUUUAACCACCGUUACUUCUUCUCCUUCUGUCUCUUCAUGACCUUGGGUUGUGUUUACUGUAGCAUCAGUGGCAGAAAUCUGUUCUUAGAUGCAUACAAUGCUCUUGAGCGCUUUAAACAUUUGGAUAUGGAAAAGCCAGGGGUACCAGUAACAGGGAUGGGACUUCUUAUAGGGCUUCUCCCCCCUGGCCAGACCAACUAUCAGACACCUGCACCACCUUACACCUUUAAGGAUAAGAUGAUUAAUAAGAGCAUCAUCUACAUGUGGGUGCUUACCAGCACAGUGGGAGUGGCCCUGGGUGCCCUGACAAUUUGGCAUGCAGUUCUCAUAUCCAGAGGAGAGACCAGCAUAGAGAGACACAUUAACAUCAAAGAAACAAAACGACUGGCAAAACGGGGAAGGGUAUACAGAAACCCUUUCAACUAUGGCAGGCUGAAUAACUGGAAAAUCUUCUUUGGCGUGGAGAAGAGAAGUCACUGGGUGACACGUGUUCUCCUUCCCUCUGGACACACCCCACAUGGUGAUGGUUUGACGUGGGACAUCCUGCCAGUUAAAAAGGACUUGAUACCUGUAUGACAGACCCUACCCAGGCAUGUAGCCUACUUUCAGCAGUCUUUUCUAUGCCCACCCCCCUCUGGUCAUUUGAUCUGGUUGGUUUAAAGGAUCCUUGCAUGGUGGCUCCAUACAACUGAAGAAAUGGGGUCAUUUUAACUUCCAAUACCUCAAAAAGUUGCUGUGGCAUUGCUCAUGGUCUGGCGGUCUACAUUCUGCAGUAGUGACAAGGCAAUGUAUCAUAGAUGAUUUGCUCUUUACUGGAUUUUACUCAAACUGGUCUUACUUGACUCUGACCGUUGUGCUAAUGAUGGGUUUGAUAUUUUUACAAGCCACUUGUACUGACUGACAUAUCAUUUUGAAACAACUCAGCUUGUUCUGCUCAAGUGUAUAUGUAUAUAUAUAUAUAUAUAUAUAUAUAUAUAUAUAUAUAUAUAUAUAUAUAUAUAUAUAAACUAAGAACACAAAGCUUUGGGACAAAAUGGUUAAUCUGAACACCAAUCUGAACACUCUCCAUACCAUUUGCACACUCCAGUUCUAUAUUAUCACUUGAUUGAACAGUACCAUAAUAAUGUGUUAUUUAUUUGUAUUUUGUACCUGGUAAGUUAAUAAAUCUUUAUAAAUUGCUUUAUUUAAAAA
Messenger RNA from Lates calcarifer (barramundi perch), 2062 nucleotides. It is a transcript of the gene zdhhc16a, whose product is annotated as zinc finger DHHC-type palmitoyltransferase 16a. Lineage: Eukaryota; Metazoa; Chordata; Actinopteri; Centropomidae. The record is from RefSeq and is a predicted model, not a curated record. Gene Ontology annotation, biological process: protein palmitoylation. Gene Ontology annotation, molecular function: palmitoyltransferase activity. Bases 173 to 1447 code for a protein of 424 amino acids. The transcript has 12 exons. Gene Ontology annotation, cellular component: Golgi apparatus.